Pleuronectes platessa (European plaice) is the source of this 3294-nucleotide messenger RNA. RefSeq names its product calcium/calmodulin-dependent protein kinase kinase 1, alpha a (gene camkk1a). The record is from RefSeq and is a predicted model, not a curated record. Bases 390 to 1928 code for a protein of 512 amino acids. Gene Ontology annotation, molecular function: protein kinase activity; ATP binding. Lineage: Eukaryota; Metazoa; Chordata; Actinopteri; Pleuronectiformes; Pleuronectidae. The transcript has 17 exons. Gene Ontology annotation, biological process: activation of protein kinase activity; CAMKK-AMPK signaling cascade; protein phosphorylation.
CCGCUCGUGUGAUCCGGAAGACAGGGUGUGAGACAUGGGACGACACCUCGGGUCAGCAGCUGAUUCCGCCACACGUCUCGCGGAGGAGUCAGCGCGUGGAUACGUGUGAGUGAGUGUGCGUUGAGCAGUGGGGCUGCGCGCGCGUGUGAGAGUGUGAGUGUGCGCAGAGAGGGAAUCCACAACCUCGGCACCGAGCGGGACAUCCCUCCCCAUCCCUGCGACCGGAGCGAUCAGAAGGGGCUCGAACCCGCCCCAGCACUCGUCUCUGGCUCACUGGGACCCUGAACAUCCUGACCAUAGGCCAGCCAAGGUCACGUUGAUGCUGGUGGGCACCCCCCAGUAUUCUCCCCGCCACCUCCUCCUGCAUUGCUCCCAUCUACCCACCGGCCAUGGCUAUGAGCAGUGACCCUGGCUGCGAGAGGCUCGACCCUGACUCUGCCGAACAGGCCGCCGGCCUCACGGACAUCAUGGCUGCCAUGACGACGAAAGAUUCAGGCGGCUCGACUGCCAACGGCGUGAGAAACGGGGGGGCUCAGCAGGAGGGGGCUCAGGCCAAGAGGGCUCAUCCGUUGCGGCCUCACCUGACUGGAAGGAAGCUGUCGCUGCAGGAGAGAGGCACUUAUCUGUCAUCAGGCUGUGGAGGAGGCUACACACACAUCUCCCCUCGUGUGGCUCGCAGGCCCACGGUGGAAUCCAAACGUGUGUCUAUAUCUGACUCUCAGGACUGCAUCCAGUUGAACCAGUAUAAGCUGAAGAGUGAGAUCGGAAAGGGCUCCUACGGUGUGGUCAAACUUGCCUACAACGAGGAUGAUGACAAGAAUUAUGCCAUGAAGGUGGUGUCCAAGAAGAAGUUAAUCAAGCAGUGUGGUUUUCCACGUCGCCCACCCCCAAGAGGACCCAAGGCAGCCCAAGGGGAGCAGCCCAAAAUCCUAGGACCCCUGGAGAGGGUCUACCAAGAGAUCGCCAUCCUUAAAAAACUGGACCACAUCAACAUUGUCAAACUGGUGGAGGUGCUGGAUGAUCCCGCGGAGGACAACCUUCACAUGGUGUUUGAGCUGAUGCGUAAAGGUCCAGUGAUGGAAGUGCCCACAGACGAUGCUUUUUCAGAGGAGCAGGCGAGGUUAUACUUCAGAGACAUCAUCCUGGGUAUAGAAUACUUGCACUAUCAGAAGAUUGUCCACCGGGACAUCAAGCCCUCUAACUUGUUGCUGGGGGACGACGGCCACGUGAAGAUUGCAGACUUUGGGGUCAGCAACCAGUUUGAGGGCAACGAUGCUUUGCUGUCCAGUACAGCCGGCACUCCAGCCUUCAUGGCCCCAGAGACGCUGUCAGACCAGCGCAAGAGCUUCAGUGGAAAAGCUCUGGAUGUGUGGGCCAUGGGAGUCACUCUCUACUGUUUCGUCUUUGGAAAGUGUCCAUUUAUUGACGAGUACAUAUUGGCCUUGCACAACAAGAUCAGGACCAGGCUCGUGGAUUUCCCAGAAGUACCAAAGAUCAGUGAAGAGCUGCGGACUCUGAUCUUGCGGAUGCUGGACAAGAACCCUGACUCCAGGAUCACCAUCCCUGAGAUCAAGUUGGACCAGUGGGUGACCCAGGGAGGCAGCGACCCCUUGCCCCUGGAGGAGGAGCACUGCUCUGUCGUGGAGGUGACGGAGGAGGACAUCCAGAAUUCAGUCAAGUUUGUCCCCAGCCUCUCUGCAGUGAUCUUGGUGAAGGCCAUGCUGAGGAAGCGCUCCUUCAGUAACCCCUUCGAAUGCCCGAGCAGGAGAGAGGAGCGCUCCAUGUCUGCACCUGGCAGCCUGCUCAUGGACUCGUGGCCCUUCCGGCCCUCUUUAAAACUCCAUCCCUCUCUCAGAAAGGGAAGCACAGGAGACGGACCCAGAGAGGGAGAGCUGGAGGACCUGCAUGAGGACGAGCCCUCGUCUUGAGUCUGCCGUCCACAGAACUCCGUCCUCUUUACAUCCCCGUGCUUGGACUACUGUUCGCUCACCUCUCACACUCAGGCUUGCUUUGUUUUUUUUGCUUCCAGUCGAUCCUUUCUUAUUCCCCCAGUUUCCUUCUUCACUGUGGAGUCUCCCGGCUCUAAGUGUGAUCGUCUAACCUGCUCAACCACUAUGGGCAAUGCAAUGGAUAAACCAAUGAGAGGAGCUCUGAUCAUUUUCCGGAUCAAAGUAUUGUUCUGCAGAAAAAGACAAGGAAAUGUUUCUUCACUUGCAUUAAACUGUUUUGUGGUGGGGGGGACUUCUACUUUACGCCCAUGUUCGGUCAUAGUCAACCCAUUGAAGAGACGAGAAACUCAUCACAGACUUCAGCCUGUAAAUGACACUAUACCGUCUCUUCAGUGACGUACAUGAGUUUUGAUUUCUGAUCAGUGAUCGGCCAUUUUUAAUAUUGUACAAAGAUGUCUUAAAGUAACUUCAGUGUUAUCGUCUCACACCCUCGUUAUGUAUGUGCCAUCAGUAGCUUUUAUUUUGAAGGCCGAAGUACUUCCUGUGCUGCCUUCAUAGUCCUGGUUGGAGGGUGACCAUAAACCAGGCAGCGGUUUUGUUUGAAAACAUUUCAGUGUGACGUUUUCUGUUGUCGAUGCGUGUAACUAUUACUAUUAUGAUUAUAAUUUUCUCUUCAAAUCUAUUGUGAUUUUGGUUCUCGAACACUGUUAUACUUAACUACAACGUCACACACUACUGUUUGAUGUGAGGUCAUAGUGACAGAGAAUAGAGCACAUCAAGGUGCGUGUUGUUUUAGGAUGAGAGGGAACAGAAAGGAAUUAGAAACCACCCACACUGCCCUGACCAACGGCUAAUUGUCCAGUUAGCGCUCACGCAGAUGGAAUUAGAUCAACCAGUGCAGCAUCAUCCAGGUGAAGUGACUGUUCAGAGACAUCUAGGACAUCUGGGAGGCUGGGGCGGAGGUCAUUAAUGUCACUGUUAAUGAGGGGAGGGUAGUCAUAGUUGAGAACGGUCUCUUUAUUAUUAACCCAAAUAUAUUCUUGUCAGUUCGUUGUGAGAAUGAUUUCAACAGAUUUAAUCAAAUAGUCACACAUGAUGGCUCUGGUGUUCAGUGUCAUUACAGUAUGUUUAUCACAACCUUAUUAGUAUGGCCUUAUUGUUCCGUAAAUAUAUUUAAAUGGUUAAAUGAGAUCACACUUCAAUAUAUUUAUUCCUUUUCAGUUAUUAACGGUUCCACCCACCCAGUACCAUACAAGGUGGUGGUGGAGGGUGCUGCAGGUUUUCGGUUGUGUAAGUCGGGGUCCACACAGCCAGGCUGGGGACAGUUUUAAGAUGUGACCCCCCC